AUGAACGGGAUUUCAGUGUACGUUAUACUGUGUUUAUUAAUGUUAUUUUAUCAUGGAAAUGGUCAAGUGCAACAACUACUGAAUAAGUUGGCCUGCAUCGAGCACGAAAAAUGUGGAGCAUGUCUGGCUGCUGCAUCCCAUUGUCGCUGGUGCGCAGAUCCUUACUACACUUCUGGUGCACCUAGAUGCAAUGAUGAUGAAAGUCUAGUGAACACCGGAUGCAGUCAAGGAUUCAUACAGCGCCCCGAGAAGGACGUAUGGGAAGUAUUGCAGAACAGUUCACUUCAAGACAUGAUGCCAAACAGCGAAGAUAAUGUGGUCCAGAUACAGCCGCAGAAGAUAAGGCUUUCUCUCAAACCACGUGAGACAAAAAAGAUACAGUUUUCCUUCCGACCUGCCAAAAAUUAUCCCUUAGACUUAUAUUACUUGAUGGAUCUCACUUGGUCGAUGAAGGAUGACAAGGAAACUCUGGUGUCUUUGAGAGAUGACCUACCAAUAUUGUUGAAGAAUCUUACAGACAACUUCAGACUCGGUUUCGGAAGUUUUGCGGAAAAGCCUUUGAUGCCAUUUAUAAGUACAGAUGCUAGAAGGCGUGCAAAUCCCUGCUCUGUCGAAGAAGUGGCUUGCGAAGCGACCUACAGUUAUAAACAUCAUUUAUCCUUAACGAAUCAGAUAAACGAAUUUAUCGAGCAUGUAAACAGUAGUUCAGUGACAGCCAAUUUAGAUAAUGCUGAAGCUCAGUUAGAUGCUCUUGUGCAAGUUAUCUCCUGUGGUGACAAAAUCGGAUGGUCUACACGAAGCCGAAAGAUUGUUAUCUUGCUCUCUGACGGACUGAUGCACAUAGCAGGGGAUGGAAAGCUUGGUGGGGCCACGAAGAAAAACGACGAGACUUGUCAUUUAGACGACAACGGGUAUUACUCGGACGCAGCAACUUACGACUAUCCAUCGAUUGCGCAAAUGUUUAGACUCUUGGAUAAGUACAAGGUCAAUGUAAUUUUUGCGGUCACGGAAAGCGUAAAAGAUCAUUAUGAUAGCCUGAACCAAUUGCUCGAAGAUUAUACGUAUGUCGCUAAGCUGGAAAGCGACAGUUCGAACAUAUUAAAGCUAGUCAAAAUGGGAUAUGAAGACAUCGUUAGUGUCGUGAAUUUUCAAGACAAUUACGGUUCGGGGCCAUUGAAGAUUCGCUACUUUACCGAUUGUGGCAUAAAGGGCGGUCCGUUGGUGGAAGAAACUAAAUGCACCGGAGUAGAAUAUGGAAUGAUCCUUCGAUAUGAAGCUCAUAUUACGCUUGAAUCAUGUGUAGAAUUUAAAUCAUCUAAAGAAGUAAUUCGGAUAUCAGAAACCCAACUGGGCCAGGACGCCUUAACAUUAGAAGUUGAGAUUCAAUGUGGAUGCCAGUGCAAUAUCGAAUCCUCAAAAACCAUGACGCUCAUGUGUCCCGUGAACUCGCACAUGGUGUGCGGUGUAUGUCAGUGCAACGAAGGAUGGUCAGGUCCGUUAUGUGACUGUUCUAUAGGAGAUGAGAAAGCGUCCGCCGAGCUCAUGGCUCAGUGCCGCGAACCAAAUGCAACACGCACCAUAGCUUGUUCGGGAGCUGGUGAUUGUUUGUGCGGCAAAUGUGAAUGCGAUCCAGGGUUCAAUGGCAAAUAUUGUCAGUGCAAGUCUUGUGAGAUUAGUAUUGAGAACGGCAUUGAGUGUGGUGGCAUAGGGCGCGGGGACUGCGUGUGCGGCACGUGCGCGUGCGCCCCUGGUUGGAGUGGCGCCGCUUGCGACUGCACCGAUAAGAAUGACACCUGUGUACCACCUAACGACGGAGAUAUGUGCUCUGGGCAUGGAGAGUGUGUGUGCGGUCGAUGUGAAUGUUCCGUCGCAGACGACAACGGCUUCAAAUAUUCGGGACUAUUCUGCGAAACUUGUGCUACGUGUGAAAAUCCUCUUUGUAUGCAUGCUGAACCUUGUGUCACAUGCCACUUGUCACAGAACAAUAACUGCACAGAUGUUUGCAGUAAUGGAAAUGUCAACUAUACUCUCAGCGAGAAUUAUAUGGCUAUAGAAGCGAGUACAGACGAAACGACUUGCAUAUUACGACUGCAAAACGAUGACAGCGAAGGUUUGGAAUGUCAGUACACGUACACCUACACCGCAGCAUCCGACUCCUUGGUAGGCGUAGAAAUUGUCAUCAGAUCCAAAGAGUGUUACCAACCAACGAGUGCUAAAAUCAUGACCAGUGGUCUCGUCAUCAUGGGCUGUGUGAUAGCAGCUGGGCUAGUGGGAAUCAUGGUUGUCAGAACAGGGCAAAUUGUGUCUGACAGAAGAGCAUAUGCAAGGUUUGUCAAAGAAGCUCAAGAAAGUAGAAAGAACAUGCAAGAAUUAAAUCCUUUGUACAUAUCGCCUAUAUCUGAGUUUAAACUGCCUGAUUCUUUUCCUAGGGAUAAAAGUGAUUAG
Molecule: messenger RNA, 2445 nt
Organism: Arctia plantaginis
Lineage: Eukaryota; Metazoa; Arthropoda; Insecta; Lepidoptera; Erebidae
Source: the annotation of a GenBank genome assembly